This is a messenger RNA of Aegilops tauschii subsp. strangulata, 341 nucleotides long. The record is from RefSeq and is a predicted model, not a curated record. NCBI's taxonomy places the organism in Eukaryota, Viridiplantae, Streptophyta, Magnoliopsida, Poales, Poaceae.
UCGAGCUCACCGAGAUGGACAGCAAGCCGGCACCGGGGUGCAUGCCAGAGACGGAGCUGCGGGUGAUCAGCUGGCUUGGCAUGCCGGUGUACGACGUGGACUUCGGGUGGGGGAAGCCACUGGCAAUGCUGCGCGCCGUGUCAGAGCGCGCCAGGUUCGUCUAUCUGAUGGACAGCGGGAAGGAGGACAGCAGCGUGCGCGUCCUCAUGUGUACGGCGGCCGCGAUCCUCAACGACUUCCAGCGCCUACUGUACGCCCGGUUCUAGCUCCAGGCGCCGCCUGGCAUCAGAGUACGGAUUGGGCCUUUCACCCUGUCAAUUUAUCAAACACCUUCACUGCCA